Cinara cedri is the source of this 20524-nucleotide messenger RNA. Lineage: Eukaryota; Metazoa; Arthropoda; Insecta; Hemiptera; Aphididae. The record is from the annotation of a GenBank genome assembly.
AUGGUUCAUGAUGGUAAUUAUUAUCAUGGUUGCGAAUUUCGCUACUAUCACGAUAGUAAUGACUGUUAUCGUACGGAACAGGCUUUAUACAUAUUAUUGGUUUAUUUUAAAACGAUUAUAUAUGUAAAAUAUAUUUUCGGUCGAGUAUAUUUACAUGGGUCUUAAGACACUUUGAGUAUUAUACGCGCGAAGGAAUAAAAUAUAAGUCCACGCAACACUCUAAGCCGCGAAUCUCGAAUAUUUUAAAUUGAUUUUACGCGUGGUACAUUAUCAUCACCGUUGACAAUACACUCGAAGAUUCGGUACUUUAUAGUAUAGUAAUACCUAAAUAAAUUUCCAGCGCAUUCUCGUUUGAAUUUUACAGAGCAUUAACAUAAGCUCGGUAAAAAAAAAAAAAAAAAAAAAUACGGCACUGUUUCUCAUAAAUAUGUAAAAGACUAUAUUAUAUACCUGCGUUAUAUUGUCACUUAUUCUCGUAUACCUCUAUAAUGCCGUUUCAAAGAACCAAGAGCUCGGCAUACCUGCGGCCCCUCCAACGGGCGAGUUCACAAGCAUUAACGUAGGUAUACGUGUAAUAUUUUGCAGUUCGUAAACUAUUGAAUUCUCGAUCGGUUAGGUGAGUUAUUGAAUUGAUUUCGUAAAUAAAAUUCGAAAACCGUCGUGUACAACAAUGUACGAUAAUCAUAUUGACAUCCGGGCGCGCGCGUUGAUAUCCCGACCUAUAAAUAUUUCGAAGCAUUUCGACUGUUGCGACCGACGCAGUGCGAACCGAAACCGGUGACGAUAAUUUUCCAUCGCGAUAAUUCUAUUGUUCGCGUUCAAUUAUAACGACACGGCUGUGUAAUAUUUCAUCGCGGUAUUAAUUAGACUCUCGCAGGCGUUUGAACGUGAUGGAUUCAACGCCUUGUGAAAAAAAAAUAAAAAAAAAAAUACGCCUAUUUCACGGUCGCGUCGUAACCAUUUUAGAUUGCCUACGGUGAUAACCGUACAACGCUAGUGAAACAAUUAUUAACUUGGGUAACUGUAAUCUGUAACCGCCGAAUGUCUGUACAAUAUCACUAACGUGAGAUUUUUUCCGCGACGUGCGACGAGCGGACGAGAAAGAAAAAAAAAUCGCCUACGACGGGGGUAGCGUGUAACAUUAAAAACAGACAAAUAUUUAAAUCGAAUGUCACGGGUCAUCGGACUCGUCGAUCGAAUAACCGUGUACAUUUUCAACGCACACGCGUAUACGUGUGUAUAGAUAUAUGUGUGUGCCUACGAAUAAAUACACAAAGCCUCGCGGGUACGAUCGAUUGUGCCCAGGGUGCAGAUGUCUAUUAUUAUAACGUUAUAGAGAACUUUUUUUUUUUAAAAGCGUUCCGUUUCCCCUGAAACGUUGGCCGCAAGUCAGCCGUUAAUAUUUUUACACUUUUAUGCAUAGUAUUUUUUUGUCUAUAACCGCACCGACUCGAUCGCACGGAUGCUGUUGUUUUAUCAUCAUUGGCUGUUUUUUGUUUUUUUUUUUUUUUUUGUUUUGUUUUUACCCCAUUAUAGGCAAAGGCGUUGACGUAUCCCUGUCAUUGCACAUUAACCGAAUAUCCGGCGUGGACGAGAGCAAAGAGGUAAAAUUAUAUAACGUUAUUAUUUACUUACGUAUAAGGUCAGUUGCAAACGAUUCGUUUUUAUUUCAUAUACGUUUAGACCAAUAACCUGUAGUAAAAUAAAUAUACUUCCAGUAGUCCAAUUUCUGUUUUGAAAAAUUAUAAACGUAUUUUCAAUGUUUUGCGUCGAAAAUAUUAGUUUAUUUGAGUUUCAUGAGUUCAUUUUACGAAAAAAAUUUUAACUCAUUAUGCAUAAUUUAACUAAAUUAACUGAACGAAAAAACGAACAAAAUAUGUUUUCAACAAAUCACAGACGAUAAAUCGAAAAAUUAGUGAUAGUGGGUGAAUUUUAUUUCAGAUUAUUGGUCAAAAAGGUAAUUUUCAAAUUUUACCUAAAUUUAAGACAAUUUGAAAACCCGUUUAUAACUACCCUAGCUUAAUAAUAAAGUAAUUUAUAACAUUGACGUUUUCAAAAGAAUAUAAUAUAUUAUAAAGUUUGUACAAUUUUUUAAAAAUCUAACAUCUUAUUUUAAGUUAUACCAAAUGAAAAUAAUAUUAAGGCUAUUUAAUAUUAUUUGGUUUUAUAAAAUUCAAACACUAGGUUUUCAAGGUUUUAUAUAACAUCUAUUACGAAAGGGGAAAAAAUGGCACGUGAAAGGGGGAUAGCAGCCAUUUUAUAAAUAUAAUUUUAAUAUUGUUAUGCAGUGCAUGUACCAUAUAAUAUAUACUUGUGCGACGUCAACAGGAAAUAGCGUUGGAUGUGUUUUUGCACGUAUACUGGGAAGACCCACGUAUCCGGAUUUUGGACAACGACACGGGCCAGGUGGAACUGACGUGGGACAAGGAUCCGAACUUUUGGAUUCCCGACCUGUACAUCCGGCAACUGAGGGAGAUGAAGGUGCUCACAGUGUUCCAAGACAUAGCGUCGAUACGGUUGUACAGCAACAGUACGCUCAGGAUUAGCAUCGGGUAACGAAUAUUUUGACGUGAAACGCGAAAUGGGCGGACGAAUGGUCAAUAACUUGAGGCUAUAAUAUUCUGUUAUUGUUGUAUAUUGUUCUGUGCAGCGCAACGAUAAUAAUCAAAUGCGACAUGGACUUCGUACUGUAUCCGUUGGACGUACAGGCUUGUGCCGUCGAUUUUGGCAGCUGUAGGCUCAUUAUUUUUUUUUUAAAAUUACUAUAAUAUUAUUAAAAUACAUAAAAAAUACGGCCUAAAUAGCAUAAAUACGCAUUUUAUUUUUCUUAUCCCUCCACCCCGACGACGCCAUUUUCGAUAUCGUCUCUAUAUACGUACCUAUAUAUAUCUUAUUAUACCACUGUAAUAUGUGUAAUUUUUUUCUUUUCUGUUUUUUUUUUUUUUUUAUUUUUUUAUCCGUUUCAUUUUCCUUCGACAUCCGUUAUACAGACAAAUACACGGUGAUGGACAUGAAAUUCCGGUGGAGAGACGAUCCACUGAGUUUCCCGAGCGACUUUGGCGAUGGGUUCCGAUUGCCUCGUUACGUCGUAUCGUUUGUCACUGACAACCGUUCGAAUGUGAUUUAUUAUGGCGACGGUAAGUUUAAAACUUGUUAACGCACUAUUGUUACUUCUUACACAUAUAUAUAUUGUAUAUUUUCGUAUGACGGACACCGUGUAUUCCAAUUAUUAUCGAUUCUGUUUUAGACCGUUUCGUUUUUCCGAAUUAUAUCUAAACAAACGUAAACGAAAUAAUAUCCGUGCAUUUCCUUUACGAAUUUCCUAUACGCCAGGUGUCCUACGAAGAUAUUUUAUAGUAACGCCCAUUGAUGUGAUAUAUUCUGAGAUAAUGAAUACAGGAAGUCAAAUUUUGUUUUUUAUGUGACUCACAGAGAUUAGGAAUUUAGAAUUACAAAUAUUCAAGUUUCAAUUGAAUUUGUACGUUUCGGCAAACAUGUUUAAAAAAUUCCUAACUUUUUAUUUUCAAAAAAAAAAAAAAGCAGACCGUCCAGGUUUCAACUUUCAAGCCUUAUUAUAAUACUAAAUCUAUUGUAAUAGUAAACUAUUAUGAUGAUGGUCCGUGAUGUAAGCUUCAAUGUUUGUUGGCAUUAGUUAGAAAUCCAUUCACGACUAUGGCGGAAAAAAAGAUGCCGUGUUCAGAUGGUAUCCUAUAUAUUCAAAAUUUCCUAUAUCCAUAUUAACUAGAGAUAACUGAAAUGUUUUUUUUAUUUCCUCAAAAAUCGUUUAUUUCGUCUCUCGUCCCCUUUUUCUGAGCAUGGCCGUGAAUCGUACAAUAUGUUUAUAUCGAAUUGAGGAAAAAAAUCCCCUGAUCAAAAACAAUACUAGGAAAAAAAAGGCCCCAUUGUAAAUUAAUACGUACACUUUAAUAAUAAAAAAAAACACGAUAAAUAUUUAUUAUAUAUUUAUUAAAUGUUUAUUAUUUUAAGUUAAUAAAAAACACAAGCAAUUUAAAAACAAUUUUUUAAAAGCACGAUUUUCAUAUGUUAUUAGUGUUCAUACAGAACAAAACAACAAAUCGAUUAAUUAAAAACAUGUAAUAUAGGUAAUUUAAAAACAUGAAAUACUUCUUCGGUUGUUGUUUAUUUGCACGCAUGUGUGAUGUAGGUACAAGUAUAGGUAUACUUGUAUUGGAACUCUACCUAUAUAAUGUUUAUCUUAUUUCUGAUUAAUUGCUUCAAUAAAAAUCCUAAAUACGUAUACUUCUAUUGGGAAUCUAUUAAUCUGUGUAUAUAUUGGACAUAUUUGAUAAUUAAUAUGCACAAUAACAACCUAAGAAUAGCACCUGACAUUCGAAAACUGUGCGUUUAAAAAAAUUGUUUUUAAAUUGCUUGUGUUUUUAGUAAAAUAAAAAAUAAUAAGUUUGAUAAAUAUUUAUAUAUUUUUUUUUUUUUUUUUUUUUAUUAUUCUUAUUAAAAUGUACGUAUUGAUUAAUUCACAACUGGGAUUUUUCUCCCUAAUACCGUUUAUAUUACGUACCGCUGUUUGGUAUAUUAUUAUACGAGUACCUCAUACCGCUCGGCGUGGUUUACGGUCACUCUCGCAUAACGAUGGAAUCAUUAUGACGACGCGCGCAUAUUGUUUACCGCCGCGGACUUACCAGCUAAUUAAUGGAUCGAUUAGGCACACGCGCGCUCGAAUCAAAUUAAUCUUCCGCAUUAUAUAAUAAUAUAAUAUGACCAUUAAAUACAGUAAUGGGUUUUAGUUUGAUCAACAACGCGGGAAGCGCGAUGAAAGCUGCCGCCCGCCCGUGCGUGAUUAUUGUUCCGAUGGAUUAUUAUAACGCGUUUCAUUUGAGUGAAGUUUAAAAAUCAUAAAAAAAAAAAAAAAAGAAGCUGUUCCAGGAUAAUGGGAACGGGUGCAGCCGCCGUUAUAGAUGAGAAGUUGGGAAGGUUAAGUGAAUGGGGAACGCAAUGUAUAUCCGCAGUAGGUACGCAACGGUUAUAAUCAUUGCUAACGAAAAAACGAUUCUGAACGGAGUUCGGUGUUGAUAGUGUUGCUUUGUCAACAAUAUAUACGUCAUAUUAUGGUUAAAUAAUUUUGUAUGUAAAUUUUCUUUAAUAGUAUUGUACCGAUUUUCCCAUUUAUCGGAAAAACUCCUGAAAAAAUAAAAAAUGACCUCCCCAAAGUACCUGCCCAGUCCGAUUUCCUUUCAGAAAAAUUGCUAUCAUUGUAAAUUUGAGCAAAAUUGCUUGUAGAAAAGUUGAAAAAAAAAUCAUACAUAAAUAAACAUCAUUGUAAAACCAAUACAUUCUUCACUCCACCCAGAACCUGAAAGAACUGAUACUGGGGACAGGCGUGGCCACUGUUGUAUGUAGGUAUAAUGGGGAAGGUGGGAUACAUAAAGUAAUAUUCAAUUUAUACCUGUAACCAACGAUAAACCAUUGUUAAAGAAAAACGAUCCGGAGCGAAGUCGGGUUAUACAUGUUUUGGAAGGGCGUAAUAUUUACGAUUUUCGUCAAAAUUCGAAAAAAAAAUACUACGUUAAAUUGAUUUUAUUUUUCAAAAAAUCCGUUCGUCAAUGUCUCGACAUUCGUCAUAGCUUAACUUUUAUCUUUCUUUAUGCAAAAAAAACAAAACAAAUAAUAACAAUAUUGAUAAUAACUUAGGUACUGAAAUAUUAUUUAAUGUCGAUUGUGUAUUACAUAAGGAACCCAUUCCACGGCCAGACUGGUGAUCACGCUGAGUCGAGAACUCAGAAGCCAUUUGCUGGAGAGCUACUUGCCGAGCACGCUGUUCGUCAUCAUGUCGUGGGGCAGCUUCGUAGUCAUGCCCGAAGUCGUGCCGGGCCGUAUGGUUCUACUGGUCACGACCCUUCUGUCGUUGGUCACCAUGUUCGAUACCGUAAGGUACGAUGCACAUAUAUGAUUUUCAUUUUUUUUUUUUUCACAAUAUUAAAAUGUUUCUUACACAAACAGUAAAUGUAAAAGUGCAUUAAAUUUCAAGUGAAGAGAACAAUGAUGUGUAUCACCAAACGAUUUAAUUUUACUUACUACUGAAACAUGUCGACGGCGAACUCUACAACCUACAUUUUAUAAUUUUAAAUAUAAAUUAUUCGUACCAUCGUUACUAUAUUAUAUUAUUAUAGUCAAACAAACAAAAACACAAAGGUUUAAAAAUUACACAGACGCGUGUCAAUAUACGCAUGCGAGUGAUUUGAAUACGAUCGUGUUUAUUUAAUAAAGCUAAAUCUUGUAAAUCGUAAAUAGUAUUAAAUAUACAUUUAAUACUAUUACAAUAUUGGAAACGCGCACUCGAAACAAAAAUCACAUAAAAUUAUUGUAUUCGAAAUUAAUCAAAUAAUUCGAAAAUAAGGUUUACGCGUUAUAUUAUAUAUCGGUAUGUGUCGCGUUAUGAUUUUAGUAAAAUUCGAAUGCACGCAAUUCCUAACGAUUAUGAAUUAUCGAAUGAAUUGUUUCAAAUGCUAUUAUUUUUGUUGGCCGUCGUCGCUGUAAUGUAAAUCCGAUUUCCAUAUAAAAUGUAUAGACCAACAAAUAAAUGUCAAGUAAAGGGACAGAAACAAGACGAUCGUUGGUCGAGCGGAAUGAAAGAACACAAAAAGCAGGGUUGCGAAAACAACCAUUUAAAAAUAAUAACAAACAAAAUCUGUUUUUGUUCGUUUUAAACGUGUUUUUGUGUUUAAAAUAUGUUUUAAAUUAUAAUCAAAUGUGUAUACGUUUCAAUAGCACGGCUUAUGCAUGUUUUGUUUUUGUUUUAAACAUGAUUAUUUGUAAUUGGUUAAUUAUAAAUACAAUUUUUUAUAUAAUUAUUUAAGAAAAAAAUAACAAUCGAAAAAAAAUGUUACUUCUUUAUCCAAAAUUAAUAGGAACUGGUUAUUUUUAUUUAUAUUUUAAGAAUAAAUAGGAACAAUAUAAAUAUUUUCACUCAUAACAUAUCAGUCAUUUUAAUUUAAUUUUUAAACGUUUAAAUAUUUAUAUACAGGAUGAUUCAUUAUGAGUGCUCGCCCUGCUCAGGAGUACAAUUUGUGUGGCAGCACGGCACGUGGUGUUUUAUUAGUGCUCCACUACUCUCCCCCCACCUAAAUUUACAUAAAGUGAAAUAUAUCGUUAACGGGUUGACGGAAAUCAAAAUUUUUAGCACCAAAAUUUAUUUAAAGUAAUACUCCGUCUAUUUAUGGAAUUUUUAAUAUAGGCUCUCAUUUGAAAAACCAAAGUUGGCAUCACCACAGGAUACUCCUUAAAUGCUGUGGAAAAUCUAAGUAUUUGAAAAUAUCGGCUUUAACUACGCUUAAAAAUUUCAAAAAUCAGAAUUUUAAUAGUACGCAAAAUUCAACUAUAAAAAUGAGGUGAACACGCUUAAGAAAUCAUCCUGUGUAAAACGUUUUAAACACGUAUUUAAAACAAGUUUUUAAACACUUUGUACAUUUUGAGAGAAGGAUUGGAUGAAAUAUUGAUUGGGAAUAAUGCGUGCGUGUUAAAGAGAUAGAGACAGGAGGAAAAAAGUUGUGAUGAUAACUCUUGAAGAUUAGUAUGUCGUGCUAGAGAAGAACGGCCGCAAUUCCUUUGGGAAGUUUUUACACAAAACUUAUACAUUCAAACUUUUUAAUCACAAUUUAGUAUUAUAAUUUCAAACAAUAUAUAAUAUUAGAUAACACUAUUAUACAGGACCAACAGAUUUUUGUUUGACUAUUGUUUAAUGGCAUCAUUGGGUUACACAUUUCAUGUUUUAUUAUAAUAUACGAGUAUAUGUUAUUUGAUGGAGUUUUUUUUUCUCUUUCGUUUUCGUUCGGAUAUUAAAACGACAAAUUAAUUUCUCUAUUCAAAUUAAAAUACAAUCAUUAGCUCGAAAUUGCGUAUGCUAAUAUUUAAAACGUAUAUUUAUUUUUCUGAAAAAUUAUGCUAUAUGUUCUGCGGGUGUGCGUUUAAUAAAUUAUAUUAUAAUGUUACGUGAAUUCAAAUUAUUAAACCGACCCAGUUUCUGCACUGCAGUAGCUACAAAAGUUACGACUAUUACUAUAGGAAUAUUAAAGUCACGAGUUUAAAACUUUAAAACAACCUUGGUAGGUAGCGAAAAAAAUAAUAAUAUACAACAUGCGAUAUCUUGAUAUGUAUAUUAAAUUUUUUUUUUUUUCUAAUUUAACGUUUUUCAACUGCGAAAUAAAACUUUGCGUAAAUUUUAUAACUCGCUGAACGUAUUAUGUUAUAGUUUAAUUUGUCGAAAAGAAAUUAUUAUUAUUGACAUUUAACGGUUAUACUGUAACUCUUACGAUUUAAUAAAAUUUUUACCUGUUUUACGGAAAUUUAAAUUACAAAUUUAUUAUUAAAAUAUACAAGUAUAUUAUGAUAUCUAUGUAUGAAAAAAAAUCAGUUUCUAUAUAUAGUGUACACUGUCUAUGCGAGACGUUAUAUCGGAAUGAGAUUUUCAUCCGUCUUGAGUCUCGAUGUUACCAAUUCGUCAGUUUGAAAUGUAAAUACGUAGAAAAAAAAAAAGAACAUAUUCACUGGUACCUUUUUCGUAUGAGUAUGUAUAUGAAUUUAAUAAAAAGAUAAGUUCGAUUUUUCUCAGGUAUAAAGGUUGAGUUACAGAUUCCGAACGAUACGAAAGGUAGAAUAUAUUGGUGUUACUACCCACGUAUUUUUCAUUUUUUUUUUUCUUUGUCUGUAAACAACUUUUACCACUAUACUAUUUUACCAUACUAGUGUAAACCACUAGAAAUCUUACUCCAAUCAAAAACUUUGUGGGAAGUUUCUAAUAGAAUUUUCGAUUUAAUUGGUGAAUUUGAUUUUCCUGACAAAUUGUAUAAUUUUUGUAGAUUUAUUGAUUACCUUGACAACAAGAGAAAUAAAUGCGACUGAAUAUUGAUAAUACUCUGGUGAGAAUUGGUUUCGUUAGAAAUGAUUUAUCGUUAUGUACAUAUAUAAAUGACAUUAGGUACUCUAUAGUCUAUACAUCCAUCUAACUUCCCUCCGAAAACUGUGGUAAACUUAUUCGCAGUAUCAGAUUUUUAGAUUUGGAGCGUAGCGAAAGAUCUCUUGGAUUUACUGUGAUGUGUGUUUUUUUUUUAAUUUUAUUUUUCAGUCUGUAAACAAUUUUUUUAAAAAAAAACUUGCACCGAUGUAUCAAGUGAUAUUCGAUGUUUUAGAAAGGUAAUUUUAUCUCGUUAGUGCAUUUAUAACGUCGUUUAUUUAUUUUCCAAGUAGUUUUCAUAAUAACGAGGAAAACCGAAAAAAUAUGUAAAAAUAAAAAUUUACGAUGUUACUAUUUCAUUAUUUUAGAUUUUUAUGAUUUAUGUUUUCUAUCAGAAAUAUUUCUCCAAUAAAAAAAAUACAACAAGAGAUAUAGUAAGAAAGUCGUUUUUUCUAAAUUUUUCCUGAAGUUUCUGAUAGUUUUUAUUCUCUUUUAUAGGUUAGGUUAGAUUUUAUUCAUCUAUACUGAUAAUUUGUCGAAUUUUCCUUAAUAAUCGAGACGAUUGCACUAUAAAUACAUUAAUUCUGUUAUAUCUCAUAGAGAGGUAUGCGUUUAUACACUUAUAAAGUGGUUUCCUUUGCAGGAUCAAAUGUGAGCUCAAUGAGCUUCAUUGAAUUUCAUAUGAUAACUGGAACGUUCACCAAUCAAUGUAGCCUAAAAUAACAUGUUAGAAAUAGAUUACCUAACCCUACAUAUGAUGUUUAUAUCUCUGACUUACAUAUGGCGUUAAUAUCUAAUCUUCAUUUACCGAGAUAUAAUUUUUGAUAUAUCGGUGAAAAAUAAUAAUCGUAGACUUUAAAUGUUUAACAACAUAUUUAUAUUGGCCCUUUCUAUACGUGGUGAAGGUGUACAAACAUUAAUUGGAUUUUCGAGUUACUUCAAAGUAUACAUACUUCUAAAACCGUCUAAACAUUUAAAGGCAUUUUUACUUUUAUUUGAAUAAAAUUAUUGUAUUGGCCAAACAGAAAAGCCAAUCAUUAAACAUAAGGUUCGUCAUAAUUUUGAAAUAGUGUAUAGUAUACUAUUAUAAUAUUAAAAUUAAAACUAAGCAUUAUUGAUAUUAAAAAACUAAAAACUAAAAAAGGUUCUUUAAGCUUUCUCACUCCUACAAGCCUAAAAAAUCUCAAUGGAGUUAGGGUCAUGAAAUUAUGAAUAAUAUUUAGUAAUGCUUCAAUGACAAAUAAGUGCCAUUUUUAGGAGGAUUUAUCUCCCAACCCCUGCCCCAGACAUUUUUAUACUCGUAUUUCGUGUUUUUACAUACAGAGUACCCGAAAUAAGUAACGACAACAAAAUAGCUGAGGGAAAAAUUGUACUACGACGUAGCUCUGCUCCUUACGGGUUUAUGAAGAUCUACAAUAUUUAUAUGUAUACUUAAUAUGUUUAUAACAAAAUUAUUUUAUGACAAAUCUCAGGGACAACAUCAGCCUUUGUAUUAUUAUUGUUAUACAUUUAGGAUGAAAAUAAAAAUAAUAAAACAGUCUACUCGUAUACAGCCUUAAGACGUAGUUGUAUACAAUUUUUUUACAUCCUUUUGAAUAUUAUAAUACAUAAUAUAUUAUACAUAAAUGAAGAUUUUUUUGUUUUUAUUUUUUUUAAUUUGAAUUAUUUAAAAAAAUACGUUUGAAAUGUUUUCGAGAUAAUAAUAAAAACGUGCGGAAGUGUGUUUAUAUAGACUAAUUAUACUUACCUAUAUAUAUAUACACACAUUGUUUAUUAUACCUGCCUUCAAUUCAUUUCCUCCGAUUUUACUCUAUUGCAGCUAUAUACAGACUAUUAAAAAGACAUUUUUUUUUCAGCUUUCUUACAAUAUUAUAUUAUAGGUAUAUACGUUUACAACACUGCGUUCAUAUUAUUUAAGCAUAUACUGUGAACUCCGGAUUAUAGCAGUGUUGUAAAUAUACGUAUAAACAAAAAACAGUAAAUAUUAUAAUUAAUGUACUCAAAUCAUUGAAAAAAAAAAAAAAACAUUACAAAUUAUAUUGUAAUAUACCUAUACUCGUAUACAUAUGUCCAAUAAUAAAAACACACUUAAUCACGAACAUAACGCGUGCGAUUGAAAAAGUAAUCUUAAAAGCAUCUUACAACACAAAAACGAUUUAAUUUAUGUAGUCGCGUGUGACUACCGUAUAAUAAAAAAAAUCGUGCGCCGUAUGCUUAAAAAAAAAAAAAAUUAAAAAUUGUACAAACAAACCGAUGGACGUAUAUAAUUUAUGCAUAGGUAAUAGGCAUAAGCCAUUUCGGCCACUGCCCUGCCGCAUUAACGGAAAAUUUCGCGCUGUUAUAGUUAUUUUAUUACCUCGAAUCCUCUCUUGUAGUCGUGUGACACUGUGACCCAGUUUUAGAUUAGGUCAAGUUAGGUUAUAUGAAGUCAAGAAACGCUGGUAUAUACGCGUUUAAACGUUUAAACGUACUAAGACGCAAUAAGAUUUUAGGAAAUGGGCCGUUUAAGAAAUUCGAAUUCGAAUUGAAAAUAACUUAAAUAAAAUUAAUAAAAGUAGAUAUUGACCAUUACGAUUCGUAUUAUAAUGUGUAUCGGUCAAAACCGGGAUUAUUUCAGGAAAAACCCUCAUAUUCCUCGCAGAGUGAUUUGAUUUCAAUCAUUUAGUUAUUUAUUUAUUUUUUGUUUUUGUGAAAAAAAUUCUUUAAAGACGCAUUAGACUAGGAUUGUAAAAAAAUUGUACUUCCAAACAACAUAAUACGCGUUUUUAAAUACGAACAGUUUCAACUCAUUUUGUGCUUCGUGAGUUUUCGAUACAUUAUCAAAGCUUGGAGUCUACAGGAAUAUAGUUGUCCUCUAUUUAACGCAAAACAAAUAUCUCAACAGGACACUAUACGAGUCAUAAUGGUUGGUUCUUGUAAAUCACGUGUUGAGCAUGAAAAUAGGUCACCUUAACACCUUAACGUAAAAAUUAAAACUUAUUGUUAAAAACUAUAUUUUUAGAAUAAUAUUAAUUGAAAUUAUUUGCACAGUUUGUAAAAAAGCCACGAACAAAACCUUAAAUAAUAAUUAAGGUUCAGAUUUAAAGGCAAUAUAAUCAAUAAAAAAAAAAGCAUUUAAAAUGUGAAAAAAGGCAAAAAAAAACGCAUUUAAUUCAUAUAAAAGCAAUUAAAAAGUUAAAAAAUUAAAUAGAUUUCAUUUGAUUUAACUAGUUUGUUUUAAAACAAACAUUCAACACCAUUUACAUAGAUAAACAAUCUUCAGUAAAACGUUGACGGUUUGGGCUCAAAAUAUUUUUGUACAAAAAAAAUGGUCUUUCUGAAGUUACGGGACGUAUUUCUUACAUAAAUAAUUAUCUAAAUUAAGAUUGCUACUUAUUAAAUCGUCAUCGUUUGUUGUUUCUCCAAUGAAUACUUGGUUGAUUUUUUUUUUAUGUUUUCCCAUCCUUUGUUCUUCGACAUGACUUUGUUGAAUUCAUCCAAAAUCAAUUUAGCCUCUUCGCCAUUGUAUUCUUCAAGUUUAAUCUCAAUAUUAUUUACAAUAUCUAUACUUUUCGAUUUUAACUUUUAUAAACGUUAAAUUAACUGGCCAUACCAAAUAAUUGAUAAAGCAAUUAGCGAUGUCGCCGAAAUAACAUUAACAAUGCACCGUCUUCACAAGCUCUUAUCUAUUUGUCCUGUUAACACGUAAUUCGUGUAUAAAACUAUCAGGUCAAAUGAAAAUUAAGCACAAAAAAGGCAUUUAUAAAUAAAAUAGGUAUUUAUAAGUAAAAAAGGCAAAAUAAAUACAUCCAUCUUCUUCGAUAUUAAAUGAAACACAUUUUAAUUUCAAAAUUAUUUUCCUAUUAUUAUUAUUAUUAUUGAGAAAAGGUUUUUGCCUUCAAAUCCGAACCCUAAUAAUAACCAUUGUCGUCGACUCGGCAAUUUGUAAUUUAGUCAUUGUAUUGUACUAUCAUUUUACGGGAUGCGGUUUUUUUUUUUUUUCAUUUUCGGUGCACCGAUACCGCUACAUCAGGAACAACUCGCCGAGUGCGCUGGAACUAAAAUGCAUCGAAGUGUGGCUGAUAUCGUGCACGCUGUUCGUGUUCCUGGCGCUGGUCGAAUACUUUGUCGUGCUGUUCGGCAUGCGGUACGACAAGCACUGGCGGCACAAGAAACGCGACCUGGACGGCGGCGUCAGUGGCGCGUUCAAUUGCAUGCCCCUGCCACAGUUGUUCGGGUCCAACAAAGUGCACGCGACAUCCGAGAGCAACGUCGCCGCCACAGCGGACAACGUCAAUUCGGUUGGUGAACUUCCAAAACUCAAAUCCCGUCCGUCCGCCCGUACACCGUAAACUUCAAAUUUUCGAGCAUUGUUAUAGGUUCCUUGAAGAUUUGAACACGCGCUAGAAAUCGAUACAUGUUUCGGCUUGCGAUAAGCGAGUUCCUUUUAAAAAGGAAUUCGUUCCCGUUUCUCGUCCCUGUGUUUAAAAAGGAAGCAUCACUCCUAUGAAAGGAACGCGUUCCCUUCUACUACUGCAAAAACUACUAUAAAUACAUUCCUCACUAACCUCAACAUCUAAUAAGAAAAUAUCACUGUACACUAAAUGUUUCGUAAAACAUUAAUACGGAAUUUUCAAAUAUUCUUAAAAUACAACUUAGGUACCUAUAAUUUAAUACUUCCGUAUAGUUUCAUAAUAAUCGUAGAGAAUGAGAAAGACGAAUAUAUUAGACUACUAAUUACUAUCGUAAGCGGAAAUUUUCCCUAAUUUUAGAGGGUGUUAAUAUUUUGAAACAUUUUAUAUCAAAACCGUUCUCUGCGUUUGCGAAAAUCACCUUACCUUAAAACAUCAUGAAAAACCUAAGUGUAAAUUUAUUUUAGAGAAUAUUUGUUUAUACAUUUUGGUAUGCAUAACAUUAUAAUAUCAGAUUUACCGUUUAUGAGUUAUAACCGUUUAAAGUUUAGACCGAAGGAGCGGGGACGAGUUAUCAAUUUAUCAUUUAAAAGUAUACAUGCAAUUUAAUACUCUUCACAACUCUUCCAGUCUAAACUUUAAACUGUUAUAACUCAUUAACGGUAUAUGUGAUAUUAACGUUAUGCAUAUUAAAAUUUCUAGAAAAAUUUUCUCUGCUCAAAUCUGCGUUUAAAACAAGAAGUUCCUAUUUGAAAAUCAAAAACAUGUACUAAUUUAAAGUAUAUAAAUAGGAGUAUAUAUUAAAAAUAAUUUUAAAAUCAAGCUUAAAUGAUUCCACAAUGAUUAAAAAAAAAAAAAAAAACAGAAAUCAAAUUCACUUAAAACUUUUUUAGAUAAUUUGUUCAUAAUAAAAAAAAUCACUCUGUAUUAAACGCAUGUACAUUAUCUACACAUUUAUUAUUUAUUGUAGUGAUCAUGCGACCACUGACUAUUUUAAACUCAGUAUAUUUAGGGAUGGCUAAUUUCUCUGUGUAUACGUUUUGAGGGGCUUUUUCAACUCAACCCUUUCCCUGACUUCCGACUAUGAGCACUAUAGAGAAUAUUAUAGGAAUAUAAAAGUUUUUCGUUAUAAACGUCAAUUAUUUUUUCAAAUAUUUAUAAAAAACGGAAUUAUCAAUCGUUUAACGGGUUUUCUUCUUUCUAAUAAUAAUGUAAAAAAAAAAAAAUAGGAAAAACAAAGACUGUUAAAUAACAGACAGUAGUUAGUUAUACACGUAGUCUUGUCGGGGUACAUUCGGGUUUGUUCUAUAUAUUCAGAGAGAAAGAGGGCGAGUGAGAGAGAAAAAAAAGGGUUUACAUUAAGUCGGUGUAACUGCGGCGAUCGUUAUAAUUGUGUUUACGAGGUGUCUCCGGCCCGUUGAGUACACACUGCACACAGUUGCGAGCAGCCGAGAAAAUACAAUUACUCGAUGAUUCUCUACAGUUGUUUGACGCCAUCGAGUUUAUACGAUUAUCGGGGACGGAUUUAUAGUUGAAGGGCGAUUAUUGUGUCCCGAAGUGUUAAGAUAUCGGGUCAGGUGUACUUACAUAAUAAAUUAUUUUUAUUAUUAUUGUACGCCGUUGUCGUUCUGUCAAGGAUCUGACGGCGCCGAGAUAACACUGCAAAUCAUUAAUAAUUAUUUACAAUAAUGUUUAAGUAUAUGGUUAUGCAGAAUGAUCGAUAUAACGUAUAAAAAACAUCAUUAUCUCGGGGAAACAUUUACUUUUUUUUAGAUUUUUUUUUUUAUUUCUUGAAAAAUUUAAGAAAUAAACAGCGCUACAGAUAUUUAAGUACCGUUUUUUUUUUUUUGUCACACCAAUGUUUGGGCACGGAACCGUCGCUACCUCAUUUCGAUUUUCAAACGGCUAUCUACAGUUAUGUAUAAAAUUCCAUAAAUAAAUUGUAAUUCAGUUUAAAUACUUUCGUUUUGGCGUUGGCAUUAAUUUUCGUUAAGCCGUUGAUGAUAUAUGUUUCACUGUGAAUUUGUAUUUAUUUUGUGGGUAUGGGAAUUAAUGUUGGAGCUACAUGAAUAACGCUUACUCUCUUUUGUAUAUUUCUAUUUAUUUAUUUAUUAAUUUAUCAAUAGAUACAGGACAAGCUCAAAAAAUAAAAGUAAAAAAAAGAAAGCAACAAAUAAAAAAGAGUUGCAGAUUAAAUGAAUGGUCUGAGUUGGCUACGCGCAUAAGGCGAGAAAUAUGAGAGCUGAGAGACUAAUAUUGAAAGAAGACUACGAAAUUAUGAAAAGCGGUGAAGAGCGGGUAUGACGGAGAAAAAUUCUAAAAGAUAGCUAAAGAGAAUAAAGAUAAAGAGAACGAUAAAGAGAAUAGGAUAAUGCAUUUUUCUAGAGAUGAGAUUAAAGAGAAUUAAGAGAUUAAAAAAGUGUUUGAUAUCAACAAGGUUAAAUAGGCGUAAAUCUUGAAGAACGAAUGAGUAAUCAUGAAAGGAUAUAGGAUAUUAAAACGGGAGACGACUAAAUGGAACAAUUUACGUUUAAUACGCUCAAAUGCGGUUUUUCUGUCGGACGUGGAAGGUACUGAAGGACGGAACCGUAUCGCAAGAUAGUGUAAACAAAGUAAUUGUUUAGAAAAAUUCACCACGUCUAGAAAGUGCUAAUAUAAGUAUGAUAAUAAUAUAUAAGCAGCAAUAAUAAUGUAAGUAUUUUGCGAAAAUUUCCUGUCUCUAUAGAUUAUUUUUAACUGAAAUACAAUUUAAAAAAGAGCUGAUACCGCCGUCGAGUGUGUCAUUAUUUAGGUGGAAAGUUGGAAAGGUGGGACCUACAGUGUUGUUUAAUUUAUAUCUGUGGACAAUGAUAAACAAUUAUAAACAAAAAACGAUUCUGAGUGAAGUCCGGUUAAACGUAUUUUGAAAUACCAUGAUUUUAAACUUAAAAUGUUUUUAAAAAAAAAACGGAUUGGUGGUCGGUUUUUGCUCAGAAUCUAUAAAAAGUCAAUAUUUAAUUUAUGAUAUAAAUACGUAGAGUAACUUCUUGAUUUUCUUAUUUCUCUGCAAGUUCUCGCCAAUUGCCAAAAUUGCAGUGUCUAAAGUUUGUAUAUGAUUACUGUCUGAUGAACAACUGCAUAUAUAAUAAAAACGACUGAACUAAUUGGCGGAUUAUAGAGUGGGCGUAAUCCAUAGGACGUGUACAUGAGCAGGUAUAUAAGCCAGUGAAUCGAAAAACAGGUAUUUAAGGGGUCGUGUAUAGGCAAUGUUAUGCUUUAUACAUAGUUUUUUAUUGUGUAGGUGUUCUGAAAUAAUUGUGAGAGUAUCGUUUCGAACAAACCAGGGAGCAUUUUGAAAUUACGUGCAUGACUUUGGAUUGGAAUACAUGUAUGUUGUUUAUGUGAACGGUGGCGCGUUUUCCCCAGACAGAGAUUGCAUACAAUAGUAUAGAUAGAUCGGAUAAUUUGUUUAUACAACAAUAACGAACAACAUUUUCAGCUCAAUGAAGUUUUACGAUUCAUUAGCGGAUAUAAUAUUUUUAAGCGUUGAUUAAACCCUUUGUAUAAAUACUAUAGGAGUAUGGGAACGUGCAGGUCACCCUGCGUGGCAAUGACUAGGUAAACAUAUUUUGUUUUUCGGAACGCUCCUCUUUCAUAUUAUUCAUCAACUCCGUCGUCCUACGGUACUAUUAUUCUUCCGAUAUAAAGGCUGAUAAAGGGUUUAGUGAGCCCGAGGCUAACGAGAAAAUGGACUGGAUUAAACAGUAUAUAACAAUAACAAAACAAUGCAAGCGGACAGGGCCGAUAAGCACCUACAGUGUAACCCGUAAAUAAAACACAUUUUUCGUCGACGAACUACAUUAUACUUUUGUUUAUUUAAUUGUAUAAUAGAAUGCGCUCGACAGUACCGUAACAAUACUCCGUGGCACAGGCAUCUUUGUCGAAUUUUACAUAUUGCAUCUUAUCAGAAUAUGGAGUGGAUUUACAUCCACUUAACCCCAAAAGCGAGGCAAUGUAAUGUCCGAAAAUAUUUCAAUAGAAACGUAUUUUAUCCGAAAAGUAAUAAAUACGAAAGUAAAAUAUACGAAAAAUAUUUUAACAGUCAACUCCCCGAAUCAAUUUCUUAAUAAAGAAAUACUAUAAGCGUACGUAAUCAAUAUAAUAGGCGCUUAAGCAACUUUCCCCCCCCCCUUGCCCCAAAAAAAAAUAUUGGGACUCUUUGAAUCUAUAAAAGGCGUAAAAGUUCCAUUAAAUUUUGAAAACAAUCUAAAAAAAGACGUACUAGGAUAAUGGAGACGAGUACAGCCACUGUUAUAGAUAAUUUAAUAUAUAUCUGUAAGCAGCGAUAAACCAUUGCUAACGAAAAAACGAUUCUAAGCGCAGUUCAGUUGAUAGUGAUGCUUUGUCAAUAAUAUAUAUGUCAUAUUAUGGUAAAAUCUUUAAUGAGUUAAUUUUCUAUAAUAAUAUUUGUUUAGUAUUGUAUCGAUUUUCCCGUUUUUCCGGUUUUCCAUGUUUUUCCCGGACUAUCACAUUUUCUAAGAAAACUCUUGAAAAAAAUCGAAAAAUGACCUCUCUAAAAUACCUUCCCAGCCAGAUUUACAUUCAGAAAAAGUGAUAUCAAUGUAAAUCAAAGCAAAAUAGCUGGUAGAAAAGUUGUACACAGAAAAAAAAAGGCCAUAAUAUUUUCUUUUUACUAAUACUUACAUUUCGUACAUUUUCCGUUUUCCGACAUUUUAUCGCGGUUUUUUCCAGUUAUUAUGAAAACCGAUUGAAAAAUCACAAAAAUGACUUCCCUAAAUCAUGGAGAUGAAAUUUCCUUUCAGAAAAUAAGUUACACUUAGUACAUGGGAGCAAGAUUUCUGAUAGAAAAGUUUGCACUAGAAUGACAAUACGUUUUCAUGACCAUUCAAAUACCACAAAACAAUAUGAAGUUGUUAAACAUAACAUGUAAUAUCUCCAUAAUAUCUGAACUUCAAACAGCUAUAAUUUCGAAACUGAGUCAGUCCGCUUAAUUCUGACUUUACCAUCCUUCUUAAAUCGGCAAUAUAUUCGAAAAAAAAAAAAUUAAAAAUUAGAUUUUUCACAUCAUUUUUUACUCAAACGAUUUUCGUCAAAAUGUAGUAUCAAAAUUCCUUUAUAAAAACAAAUACUUCAUUGAACUCAAUAUUUUUUUUUUACCGCAAAGUAAGAUUUAAUGAACCUCCUGUUAAAUUUCCAAGCAUUUCUGUUAAGUCUAACAAUAUUUACGAUAUUUACGUAUAUAUAAGUCUAACCACAGAGCACCUAUUGAAUACAAAUUACGUACAGAACUCGUGAAAUUAAAAUGUCUAUAAAUAGCUCAAAAAUUGCUUAAAUUGUUUGAAAAUUGUAUUACGUCUAGAAACGGUAAAUAUAAGUUUUUUGUCCGAAUUUCAAGUCUCUGUGAAUAUUUUCAACUGAAGUACAACAAGUAAUAAAAUUGAUAAGAUAAUAAAAGCAUUAAUUGAUUUCGUACAUUUCUCGUUUUAUCUUGGUUUUUCUCAGAUAUUAUGAAAACUGCUUGAAAAAUCAAAAAAUCACCUCUUAAAAGUACCAUCAGAAAAACAUUCUCUUUCGGAAAUGGUGCCGCGCGUUUAUAUCUGAGCAAGAUUUAUGGUCGAAUUUUUGUACCAGUAUAAAAAAAAAUAUACAUCUUAGUAAAACUAAUGCAUUCUUCGCUACACUAAGAAUCUAAAAUAUUUUUAACUAUUUUAAUAAAAAAAUCACUCAACAACUUUUUGGAUACGGAUUGCAGCGAGGGAUUUAUUGGUCGAACUAUGGUGCGUGUUUUUUUUUUGAAAUGUUGUUUUCAGUUAGUAAACAACUUUCCGAAAAGAAUACUUUAUCCAAUGUAUCAAGUGAGCCACCUUUUCUGAACAAAAUUAAAGGUAUAACGACAAAUAUUUACAACGCUCUGAAGAAUUACAGAUUUUAUUGUUUUUAUUUUUUGUAAAUUUAAAUCAAAAAUGUAUCUAACGUAGAGUCUUUUAUUAAAAGAGAUUGUAUUUCCUUGGUACCUAAGGAAUGUCAUUUUCUGAUUUUCCACGCGAAUUUCAUAAUAAUUAGGAAAAAAAGGGAAAAUGUACGUACAUGUAUAAAAGAAACUUUGCUCUAGAUCGUUUUUCAUUAGCAAUGGUUUAUCGUUGCGUGCUGAUAUAAAUUGAAAUUCCCUCUAUAUCCCACCUUUCCAACUUCUCACCUACAACAGUGGCCCACCCAACGUGUGAAGUAUGUCCGUAUAUUUUUACUUUAUAGCCCAGUGAUGUGCAAUGAUCGUGCACUAGGCACCAAAAAUUAAAAAAUUGAAUAGCAUACAUAUAUUUUCCAACAAUGUGCAACUAGUUAAAAUGGAGAAUGUUUGAUGAUUUUUUUUAUUAAGUUAUGUGAACUUUGGGGCGCCACCUUCACGUACCCGAAAAGCUGUACAGCGGCAUAAUUACAUGUCAUAGUGAAAUAAAUAGAUCUCUUACUACGCUUCGAAUCUAAAAUAUGUACACACACACACACACACAAAAAGUAAUUGAUUAAUAUUUAUUUGAGGGACGAAAAAUACUCCUGCAGUGUUAGGAACGAGGAAAUGAACUGUAUACUUUUACUGAAUCCCGAGCCGAGCCUGAUGGAAUAAGUUACAUUUUACCGGGGCGAAAGUGAACAUUUUGUUUUUUCUUAUAAAACCUCCCCAAGCAUUAGCUGUGGCCAACCAAUAUUUUUAUGCGUUACGCCGAUAAUAUCGCGUCCUCGAUUUCUUUCUACCCCGGCAUAAUGCGCCGUGUGUUUUUCAGUGACUUUUCAGGCGUAAGUACGGCCGCAAACGAGCGGCCCUAUAAGCACUGUACACUACUAUCCGUUAGCUACUCGUCAGGCGGCUGUAUCGGGCGUGCGGAUGACGACGGCGGGGCACCCGCCGGAUCAAAUAACUCGUAAUAAAUCGUAUUAUCAUGUUUGUCACCAGACGGCGACGAAAGCUCCUGUCCCACUUCCGGCGGCGGCGGUCAACGGGCCGGCGGCCACGUCCGUCGCCGCCGUCGCCGGUAGGUUGCGAUUCCGGUUGCUCACCAAACACGUCAUACUGUAUUGCGGGUCGCAGAGGGGCACCCUGGACCAGGUUUCGUUGGCCCUGUUCCCCGCGUGCUUCGUCGUGUUCACCGUGGCCUACUGGAUAUCGUACAUCACCGAGUCCAACAAGCGCAAAUCGCUGACGGACGCCUGA